Messenger RNA from Symbiodinium necroappetens, 867 nucleotides. The record is from the annotation of a GenBank genome assembly. NCBI's taxonomy places the organism in Eukaryota, Dinophyceae, Suessiales, Symbiodiniaceae.
AUGGGUUGCCCACGGACUCCUCGCGCCGAAAAAAGAUGCGGACGGUUUCGCGUUGCUGGCACCAGCUUGGCCAUUGUCUUAACCGAAACCAGUGCCUUGUUUCGGCUCAGAGCUGUCGCCGUCUCUUUCGGAUCCGGAGCCGUGGAAGAUCCGAAGGCGCGGCUGGGCCCCACGAUGCCAGAGGUGGAGGAGAAGCCCAAGAAAGAGCCGCGUGAGGCCCAGAAGAAGAUGGAUUUCUGGCAGCAGUCGACGUGCUGUCCCCAGGAGCGCAGCUGCGCAAUGCGGUGGCUCUUCCUCGCGGCGCUGCCGCUGUGCCAUGCCUUCUUGGCUCCCAGCCCACAAGGCCUGGAAGGCCUCCGUUCCAGGAGCUUUAGUCGGGGAGCGCUGAGCUCCGAGGUGCCGGCAGCUCGCAGCUCGCCCUCCAAUAAGGUUCAGUGGGGCGUCACAGGCGCGGCGGCCGCCAUCUUGGCGAGCCUCGUGCGCUCGCGCCGAACCUGCCUGGCGGCAAUGCAGAUGAAACAGAGCAAAGUGUCAAGGUUGAAGGGCGGUGCAAUGUUGACGGUCCGGAAGUCCAAGAACAACGCCCAUGUCGCCCUGUGCGACAAGAAGGGCGAGAUUGUCUGGUGCACCACCGAGAAGCGCUACGGUCCGCUCCUCCCGAACGCCAAUCGUGCCAUCGAGGCGGCGCUCUUCGUGGCGGACAAGCUGGGUGUGGAGUCCAUCGUGCUGCAAGUGAAGGGCGCGCCUGGAGCUCUGGGCAGCAUCAUCGCCACCAUCCGCUCUUCCGGCAUCAAUGUUACACAAGCCUAUGUCCGAAACACCAUCCAAUACGGAGGCUGCCGGCCGCGUCUUAUGCGCCGUGUGUGA